CACCAAUCAACAAUUGCAAUUCCACCACCAUGGCCGCCGACCAACCACCGACGUCGUUGAAGCGACCUGCGGACAGCACCGCGAGCGGCAACGGCGGACACAAGAAGAAGAAGCCUAAAACCAAUGGUGGUGGUCCAAAGAAGCCACUUCCCAUUGCCGCUGGCAGCAACUGGGCCAAGCUCAAGCCACUCGUAGUAGCUGCCAACGCGAAGCCAGCAGCGACCCACAACAAGACCAACGUCCCCCAGAAGAAGAACGACCUGCGCCACGUCAAGAGCAAAAAGGUCACGUCGGAUAAGAAACCGAAAAAGUCUCAAACCAUCGACUGGAUCGACUCGAACCUGAUUGUCGCGAUGGAUUGCGAAAUGGUCGGCGUCGGCGUCGGUGGCACGCGCAGCGUGCUCGCUCGAUGCAGUAUCGUCGACUUUAACGGUGACGUGGUGUACGACGAGCACGUCAAGCCGCUGGAAAAGGUCACGGACUACCGCACCCACGUCAGUGGGAUCCGAUCCAAGUCGUUUCGGAAUGCGAUUUCGUUUGCCCAGUGCCAAGUGGACGUUGGCGCGAUUCUCAAGGACAAAAUUCUAGUGGGGCAUGCCGUUCGCAACGAUCUGCAGGCGUUGAUGUUGACACAUCCCAAGCCAAUGUUGCGCGAUACGACCAAGUACCGCCCGUAUAUGCGACGGAGGGUGAACGGCACGAAACUGCUGCCGAAAGCAUUGCGACAUUUGGCGUUGGAAGUGUUGGACAAAACGAUCCAAGCUGGCGAGCACGACUCGGUGAUCGAUGCACGCACGACGCUCGAGCUAUACAAGAAGGCGAUGGUGCCGUGGGAGAAGGCGCUCAAAGCGUCCAAAGUCCCCGGGGGGCUAGUGGGGGUCGUUCCCGUGAACGUCCAGGCGAAGGACAAGGCCGACAAGGCCAAGCGCGCGGCGGCGGGGCUGGGCGAAGACUCGGACGAUGACUUUGAAGCCGCCGUGAAACACAUGCAGGACAAGUCUGUCGUGACCAAGUCGUCGUUGCGCAUUCCAGAUGCCCAUGCGCUUGUCAUGCAGGAAUACGACGAGUAAUUCCAAAUGCAAAUAUACUACCUACACCCGUCA
This is a messenger RNA of Aphanomyces astaci, 1103 nucleotides long. RefSeq lists its product as hypothetical. The transcript has 4 exons. Gene Ontology annotation, cellular component: nucleus. The record is from RefSeq and is a predicted model, not a curated record. Gene Ontology annotation, molecular function: nucleic acid binding; 3'-5' exonuclease activity. NCBI's taxonomy places the organism in Eukaryota, Oomycota, Saprolegniomycetes, Saprolegniales, Verrucalvaceae. Gene Ontology annotation, biological process: rRNA processing. The coding region runs from base 30 to 1070 and encodes 346 amino acids.